AUGGCCGACGGUAGAGAGAAACUCAUAAAUUUCGCGAAGCACUUCAACAGUCAAAUGUACAGUCGGACGAACAUACAAAACGCUACUGGACAGAAUAAAGCGUAGGCAGAUGGAUUCGACGAACCCCAGUUCAGUCGUCACAAGCAACCACCUCAACGUCGGGCAAAUUCGAUCGUCGUCUUACAGUUGCAACACCUCCGAUGACACCGUUACCUCGUCAAACGGCGAAGAAUCUAAGGUAUUUAACGGAAUUGACACGAAUACUUGCAAGGAGUGUUUGGACCCAGUUGAGGAGCUGGCAACAUUUGAUGACUUGUCUAAAAAACUGAGUGAUUCGACGUUAGUUGAAUCACACAGCGAUUGCGGAAAAGCAAACGAUCUUUCAUCCGUGGAAACAGAUUUUACCGCUUCUUCUAAUGUCGAUGACACGAAGCAACGUCGGUUGUAUAAGUUCUUGAAAACUGAUCCUAUUACUUCUAAUGUUGACACAAAACAACAUCAGUUAAGUCAGUCCUCGAAUUCUAUCGCUCCGUCGUGUGACGUUGACAGCUUGAACUCUCAAGUGACUAUGAUUAAUCGGACGGUCGACAUUCCGAAACUAAAGCAACAGAUGUUAAAGAUGAAUAUGAGAAGUGACGCUGAAUUAGAUUCUGAUGACUUCAGUUCUAGUAAAGAAAGUCUUAAUGAUGAUAAAAGUGACGAAAGUAAAAAGAACGAUAAAUUGGAUUGCAUGUGCAAAUCGAUGAAUGAUGAAGCAAAUGUGACCAAUAAGAUUACUAUAUCGAUGCCAGUCUUCGAUUGCAGUGUUGAAGUAUCUGAUGAGGAUGAUUGGGAUUAUUAUGCCGGACCCACUGAGGAUGGUUGGGGUUUUAAAUUCAGCACAACCUGAAUAAGCAACGCAAAUUACUGGACAAUAAAUUUGAAAGUUUAAAGUUA
Molecule: messenger RNA, 936 nt
Organism: Wasmannia auropunctata (little fire ant)
Lineage: Eukaryota; Metazoa; Arthropoda; Insecta; Hymenoptera; Formicidae
Product: dentin sialophosphoprotein-like
Exons: 2
Coding region: 110-889 (259 amino acids)
Source: RefSeq, a predicted model, not a curated record